AUGUAUAAUCAAAUUAAUCUUAGGUAGACAAUGACUGCUAUGUUUCAAUUAAACAUAAAUCGAGCAAAAAAAGAAACAAAAUUACACGAAACCUCAUUUUCUCAAAUAAGUACAAUUUAUGUAAGUAGAAAGGAACGUAACUAUAUAAAGAACCCCACCCUAAUGAAUCGAAGCGUACAAUAUUAAAGGUUUGUUCUCAAUGAAAUAGGAUUGUAUAUUAUUGUACAAUGUGAAUUAAUUACACAUGUGUAAUAAAAUAUUUAUUAUAUCGAACAAACAGUUUUAUUUUGUAUAAUUUGGAUUUUAUACUUUAGAUUAAAAUUUGUGGUAAUUUUUUGAAACAUAUUUUUGAUGUCAUAUGUGCUUUGUGUUCAGGCUUAUUUGGUCAUGUGUUGUGUCAACAAUAAGGACGCUGAUUUCUAUGAUUGUUAAAUAACAAUUUAUGAUGUUAUAUACGUAAAUGGAAAUUGAUUAAAGGUAAUAAACAGUUAAUAGUAGUAUAAUUUUAAAAGUCAAAGGUCUUUUCGAAGAUUGUAUUAAAUAUUAUAUUAAAGUUACCUGAAGAUUAUAGUGCCACUCCCUAGCUUAUGUGGUCAUAUAACAUGCAGUCAUGCAAUUAAUUCUUUGAAUUUUACUGUUGAAGUAAUUAUUUUUUUUUAAAUUUUUUGUAUUAUUCUUGUUAUGUAUAAUUAAUAAUAUUAAAGCAAGGCGGAAAAUGAUUAAUAAUUAGAAAUUAACAUUUAUAUAUUUUCUCUGAUAUUAUUUAUAUUUAUAAUAAAAAUAUUAUAACAGUCAUUUGAAAUAUAUUAUGUUUUAUUACUUAAUUUCUUGUUAUAGAUAAAGAAGGAAUGAUUGAAUUUGUACAAUUAAACAAUAUAUUUUUAUUUCAGAUUAUAAUCAAUUAUAUUGAAAUAAUGAUGUAUUAUAUACCAAAGAUUUUAAUAUAUAUUCUCAUUGUGUCAAGUAAUGCACAAAACAUCUUAUAUGGGGAACAAUAUCAUCAAUGUCCACAACAUUGGAUAAAAUUUCAAGAAUCAUGUUAUCGUUUUAUAAAGAGUCCUAUCAGAAACAGGCAAGAAGCAAGAAGAAAUUGUGAAGCUUAUCAAAGUGACCUUGUUACAAUUAAUUCCUUGGAAGAACAUGGAUUUAUAUUAUAUCAAUUAUUAUGGCAAGAUCCACAACACCGCAAAUGGUAUACUGGUAUACAAUACCAAAAUGGGAACUGGAUAAAUGAAGCUGAUAGUACUCAGUUAUUAAAUAUGGAUAAUGCAUUUCUACCUGAACCAAUUGAUAAUAUAUUUGGUGGAGACUAUUUAGUGUAUUCUUAUCAUAAUAAUUUACAAAGGUGGGGACUGGAAAAAGUAACUGGCAAAGAUAAGUUGUUAUACAUUUGUGAAGCACCAAUUUCUAACCUACAUAACUUAGUAGAUGAUGAUCGUACUUAUCAGUAUGGCAUUGAAAUUGAUAAUCCCCAUGAAAUUCCUAGAGGACCAUACUUCAUUAAACAACCUACUGAUAAAGUAUUUGAUUUGUCAAAAAGAAAAAUAAACAAUGAUGUUACACUGAGUUGUUUAGCAGGUGGUUUUCCUGCGCCAAUGUAUGAGUGGUUCAAAGAAGAUUAUGAAAAUGAUAGACUGAUUGCAACAAAAAUAGAUCCAUUAAAUAAUAUUAGAUAUACAGUUAGUGGUGGUACUUUAAUUAUUUAUGAACCUGAUCAGGCAGAAGACAGAGGCUCAUACCAUUGCAAAGCAACAAAUAAAUUUGGUACAAUCAUAUCUGAAAGUGUGGAACUGUCAUUUGGAUAUAUUUUAGAAUUUAAUUUAAAACGUUCAGAAGAACGUGGGGAACAAAAUUGGGGUAAAGCUGUAUAUUGCGAUCCACCACAGCAUUUUCCAGGAGUCAAAUAUUAUUGGGCACGUGAUUAUUUCCCCAAUUUCGUGGAAGAAGAUAAACGUGUUUUUGUCUCUCAUGAUGGAGCACUUUAUUUUUCUGCAUUGGAAAUGAUCGACCGUGGCAAUUAUUCUUGUAAUGUUCAAAGUGUUGCCUCUGAUACUGGUCGUAAUGGACCAUUUUUCCCCUUGAGGGUUGAUCCACAUUCCCAAUUCCAUCAUACAAUUGGACAAGACGAGGUGCAUCACUGCCACGUGGAUCAUACACAACUAGUUUUAAUCGGGUAUUAAUAAUUGCAAAAGUACACGUUGAUGAUCAAGGAGAGUACAUUUGUAGAGUACAUAAUGAUAGAUCGGCAAUUGAAAAUUCUGUAAGGCUAACUAUUCAAGCAGCUCCGAACUUCACAAUUCCAUUAACAGAUAAACACAUGGAUAAUAGAGGAGAGUUAACUUGGACUUGUGAAGCAUUUGGAAUACCAGAUGUUUCUUAUAAUUGGUUUAGAAAUGGUGAAAUACUGAACAUGGAAACGCUUCCUCCAGAAGAUAGAGAUCGAUAUUCUAUACAAGAUAAUGUUUUAAGUAUAAAAUAUCUGGAUCCAGAACGGGACCAAGCUAUGUAUCAGUGUCCAUUAAAACCAUCUUUUAAAAAACGACCUAUGGAACCUGAAACUUAUGCAGCAGAGAGAGGUAAUGUUACAAUAUAUUGCAAUCCCGAAGCUGCACCUAGACCAAAAUUUGUGUGGAAGAAAGAUGGAAAUGUGAUUGGUUCUGGUGGUAGGCGUCGAAUUUUAGAAACUGGUAAUCUAAUAAUUUCUCCAGUAUCGAGAGAUGAUGAAGGUACCUACAUUUGUACUGCAACAAAUCAAUAUGGAAGUGAUGAAACUCGUGGACGCUUAAUAGUAUUACGUGGCCCACAGUUUAUGGAAAAAUUACCACAAUACAUUACUACCGCAGUGAUGCAAAAUCAAACACUGCAUUGUAUGGGGGAAGUAGAUGAAAUGCUGGAUGUAGCUUAUAUUUGGAAACAUAAUGGUUUACGUAUUAGAGACGAAGAUUUAAUGAACAAUCCUAGAUUACAUAUUGAUGGAGAAGAACUUAACAUAAUAAAUGCUACAUUUGCGGAAGCAGGAGAAUAUGAAUGCAUAGUUAAAAGUGCAGUAGGUGAAAUUUCCAGUAAAACGACAGUUACAAUAGAAGGACCACCGGGACCACCUGGUGGUGUACAAGUUGUAAAUAUUGUAAAAACUUCUACAACUUUACGCUGGACCGAUGGUGCUUUCAAUGGCAAACCUAUUACUAUGUAUACCGUAAGCGCAAGAACAAAUUGGAAUCAUACGUGGUUUAAUAUUAUAGAAAAUAUAACUGCUGUUGAAGUAGAUAGAUACAAUGGUAGAAAAGAAGCUUAUUUGGAAAAUGUUUUAAAUCCUUAUACUACAUAUGAGUUUCGUGUAUGUGCUUUUAAUGACUUAGGAUACAGUUUACCAUCAUCGCCUUCUCCACAAUAUAGCACACCAUCAGAUAAACCAACGAAAGUUCCAUCUAAUAUAGGUGGAGGAGGAGGAAAAAUUGGAGAUCUUACAAUAAUAUGGGAUCCUUUACCGCCAUCUGAACAAAAUGGUCCAGGAAUCUAUUAUAAAGUUUUUUGGCGUCAAAAGCGUCACGAAACCGAGUUUCAAUCAUUAUCUUUAAAAGAUUAUGGCAAUGUUGGAAGAAGUGUUGUUCAAAUACAACAGCAAUAUUAUUAUACAGAAUAUGAAGUUAAAGUUCAAGCCAUUAAUGCAUUAGGUUUUGGACCAAUUUCUAACGCAGUUACGAUAUUCAGUGCUGAAGAUAUGCCCCAAGUAGCUCCACAACAAGUUGUUGCACACAGCUACAAUAGUACUAGCUUGAAAGUUAGUUGGUCGCCAAUUGAACAAACACGCGAAAAGAUACGAGGCAAAUUGAUAGGGCAUAGAAUAAAAUAUUGGAAAGAAAGUAAUAAAGAGGAAGAUGCAGUUUAUUAUUUAUCUCGAACUGCGAGACCUUGGGCUCUUGUAGUUGGUUUGCAACCAGAUACUUAUUACUAUGUUAAAGUAAUGGCUUAUAAUACUGCUGGAGAAGGACCUGAGAGUGAACGAUAUUUAGAGAGAACUUAUCGUAAAGCACCGCAAAAACCACCAUCUUCUGUCAACGUAUAUGGAGUAAACCCUUCAACAGUUCGAGUUGUUUGGCGCUAUGUGCAACCAAGUUUAGAGGAAGAACCAUUAAUAGGUUACAAAAUACGUGUUUGGGAGUUAGAUCAAGAUAUGAGUACCGCAAAUGAUACUAUUAUACCAGGUGGUUCGAAAUUAGAAGCUUACAUUACAAAUCUCAGUCCUGGAAAAGCAUAUCAUUUACGUGUACUUGCAUUUAGCAAAGGAGGAGAUGGACGUAUGUCAAGUCCAACUCAUACAUUCCAAAUGGGUGAUGCAGCUGCUUUUAGAAGCAGUGCGGGUAAUAAAAUUCUGGAUGCUGCUUUAGAUUUCUAAUGAGACUCAACCAUCAAUUUUAGAUAAUACAAUAGAUGGUUGUCAUAAAUUGACAUUGUAUGAUAAUGUUGACAUGAACAUGAAUGAAUGUGGAAUAUAUAUUUUAAAAUCUCAAUUUUUUAACUAAAUAUGUUGCGAUUUACAAGUCAAAAAUUAUGUUCGAGACAAAUGUUGAACAAAGUUUCAAAAUUUAAUAUUAAACAAGCUAGAUAUUUGAAUUUACUCGAAUAUCAGAGCAAGGAGCUCCUAAGAGAUUGUGGAGUUUCUGUACAAAAUUUUGCUAUUGUGGAUGAUUUAAAUAAAGCGAAUUCUGCAUUACAGAAAUUAAGUGCAGAAGAGUAUGUUAUAAAAGCUCAGGUACUAGCUGGUGGCCGUGGAAAAGGAUGGUUUGAUAAUGGUUUUAAAGGAGGUGUACAUCUUACAAAAGACCGUAAAGCUGUUAUAGAUGUUGCGAAAAAUAUGUUAGGCCAUCGUCUUAUUACAAAACAGACAUCAAAAGAUGGUAUAUUGGUACAAAAAGUUAUGAUAGCAGAAUCUGUAAAUAUUGCACGUGAAAUGUACAUUUGUAUUCUUAUGGACAGGCAGUACAAUGGUCCUGUAUUAAUUGCUUCACCAGCAGGUGGUAUGGAUAUAGAAACAGUCGCUGAAAAAAGUCCAGAAUUAAUAAAAACUAUACCUCUUGACAUAUAUUAUGGAAUAAAUGAUGAGAUAGCUAAAGAUGUUAGCAUAUUUCUUGGUUUUGUGGAUCCAACGAUACAAGAGAAAGCAAUAUAUGAAUUAAAAAAUUUGUGGAAAUUAUUUGUAGAUAUUGAUGCUUUACAAGUUGAAAUUAAUCCAUUGGUUGAAACUUUAGAUAAACAAGUUAUAGCAGUAGAUGCAAAAAUAGCAUUUGAUGACAAUGCUCAAUUUAGGCAACAAGAUUUAUUUGCCUUAGAGAAUAGUGAUACAAAAGAUCCUAGGGAAGCAGAUGCAUCACGAUUCAAUUUGAAUUAUAUUGGUAUGGAUGGCAAUAUAGGAUGUUUGGUUAAUGGUGCUGGUUUGGCUAUGGCUACUAUGGAUAUUAUUAAAUUAAAUGGUGGAUCUCCAGCAAAUUUUCUGGAUGUGGGUGGAAGUGUAAAAGAGGAUCAGGUUUAUCAAGCAUUUAGAAUUCUUAGUGAAGAUCCAAAAGUAAAAGUUAUUCUUGUAAAUGUAUUUGGAGGUAUUGUAAAUUGUGCUACAAUAGCAAAAGGAAUUAUUACAGCAUCUCAUAAUUUAAAGCUUAAAAUUCCACUUGUUGUUAGACUAGAAGGUACUAAUGUAACAGAAGCAAAAGUUCUUCUUGCAGAGAGCAAUUUACCAAUUGUUACAGCAAAUGAUUUAGAUGAAGCUGCAAAAAAAGCAGUUAAUUCUGUGAAAACAUAA
Heterotrigona itama is the source of this 5797-nucleotide messenger RNA. Lineage: Eukaryota; Metazoa; Arthropoda; Insecta; Hymenoptera; Apidae. The record is from the annotation of a GenBank genome assembly.